AUGGCCAGUAUUAGCACGCGGCCCAAGAAGACAAACAUCGUCCGCAGUCGCGGUGGCUGUCACACUUGUCGCCGCCGGCGUGUCAAGUGCGACCAAGCCCGGCCUGGCUGCGGUGCCUGCACCCGUCUCCAACUGGAAUGUGAGGGAUACAGCACCCGUCUGAGAUUCAACCAGCCUCCUCAAUCGGUGCCGAAUGUCGCUCAAACAGUCAAGUUUGCUGAAUGGGGCCCUAUCUACGUCCCCAGACCACCGGAAGACCAUGUCACACCGUCGACCACCGCAUCCUUGUCCUCAGGAGGCCCGGAGACGAUGCCAUUGACUUCCCCGCCGUCGUCCGCCACGCCCACGCCCUGGACGUUCUGUUCCGAUAUCCUGGAUGACUAUUCGUUUCCAGGUUCUAUGAGUUCUGCGCAGAGCGACGAAGGCGAGUCUCAGGGUCCCAGAACCGUCGCCUCCAUCUUUGAGUCGGCCUUGACAGCCACGAAUGAAUGGAUAAUCGAGGCACGACAAAGUGACGAUCAGCAUGCGCUACUAACCCCAUCCUCCGAAGCAUCUCUGCCUUCUUCAUUUGAAUCGGACAGUAAGACAUCUUUGGAUGGGUUUUAUUUCGAAUAUUGGAGGUCGACUGUCGUUGAAACCCUUCCCCCAGUAUUCCGCGAUAUCGUGGCGAAGCCACCACGAUUUCUUCCCCUCCGAAAUGCCGUGCUGGCCGUUUCGUGCGCACACCUUGCUCACUUCAAGUCACCUGCCGUCGGAGGUUAUCGAUCGCAGCAGCGCAUGCCGCUACUCACCACGAACGGGCCCCGGCACCACGGGUUGAGCUACUACAGCGACGCCGUGACACUCAUCACGCAGGAGACAUCCGCGUCGUCUUCAUCGAGCCAAGCACAAGAUAUACUCGCCACCCUCCUUCUGCUCCAUUUCUUUGAGCUGGAGCUCGGAUCAUUUUCCGGAGUGCUUGUGCACAUGGAGGGGAUGGACAAGCUGCUCCCGUCUAUCCGAGAGCCACUGAUCUCCUCGCCGGCAGGCAAGAGGCUGUUGUCCACGUGGCUUAGCUGUCGAUCGCUGGUAGUGAAUCGAAGACUUGCCCUGGCGAUUUCAGACAGGAGUCGAGAGACACCGGCCCUCUGGAGGCUGAGCACCGCAGAUAUCGUCGAUGACUGUCUGGGAGAUCUCCAGUCAGCCUCCGAUUCCAUGACCGUCCUCUUGUGCAAGGGUCUACACUUGGUGCGGACCAUCAUUCUCGACUUCGCCGUCUGUAGGAAUCGGGCUUACAAGCAGGGAGACCGACACCCGAUCUUUGACCCGAUGCUGGACCAUGUCUCUCUACCCUCGUCGAGAGCGCAGUCGUCUCCUUCCGAAUUGGCUGUGAUUGACGACGCCUAUCAGGCUUCAUUGCGGGAGCAAAGAAUUCGAUUGGACCACUGGCACUCGGGUUUAGACGACUUUGAGCUGCCCGUGGAGUCGUUUCUCUCCCAAUCCGGAGGCGACGCAAGGGAUCCUGCAGGUGGCCUGGUGGUGCAUCCCUUGAAGUUCCACACCCAGAGAUCUGCCAUGAACUAUGCUUACUACGUCGCCGCCCAACUCCUCUGUUCGAUGGAAUUCUGGCUGAGAGUAACAACCAAUACAUCUCAGUCCACCUCGUCUGGCGGCGGCGGCCCGCCUUCAAUGAGUCGCUGGGAAAUGCUCAUCCUACGCAUCGCAGCAGGGAUUUCCCCCUCGAAUUGCGCCCAUCAGUCGCCGCUUGCCAUCAGCAUGACCUCGCUUCUCACGUUCUGUGCUGGGUGGUGCCCCGACCUGCGAGUCGCUGACUGGGUCGACAAAAGGGUGCAGGAAGUUGAGCACCACGACCUGGCGCUCGAUAAUAACUUCCCCAAUACGGUGGUGAGAAGGCUUCUGCAGGAGAUUCUGGACGAGAAAAGGCAAGAUCGGGAUUUUUACUUGGUCAGUCUCUUGGAGCCAAAAGACCUGGAUCGAGACGACAUCUACUCCAAGGGAGAACACUUUUGGACUGCCAUGUGUGGCAAGGACCGUAAGACGGGCCAUUUGUGGAACCGGGCAUCGGUCCUUUCAUUUUGA
Messenger RNA from Capronia coronata CBS 617.96, 2079 nucleotides. RefSeq lists its product as uncharacterized. Lineage: Eukaryota; Fungi; Ascomycota; Eurotiomycetes; Chaetothyriales; Herpotrichiellaceae. The coding region runs from base 1 to 2079 and encodes 692 amino acids. Gene Ontology annotation, cellular component: nucleus. The record is from RefSeq and is a predicted model, not a curated record. Gene Ontology annotation, molecular function: transcription cis-regulatory region binding; zinc ion binding; DNA-binding transcription factor activity, RNA polymerase II-specific. The transcript has 2 exons. Gene Ontology annotation, biological process: positive regulation of transcription by RNA polymerase II.